UUUAGACCCGUUCAUGAUUCACCUGAGGAAGCAGGUUCCUUGAAAUGCUCAUCUUCCCUUCUCCACUUCCAUUUCCAUCAGAUCUGCGUCUGGCAAUGGUUCGGUCUUCAUAGAUCUCAUUAUUUUUGCAUUAAUCAGGUAGUUAACAAAGAUGUAUAUGGCUUACGGAUGGCCUCAGGUCAUCCCUCUUGAAGUUGGCCUCUGUCCAGCUUCCGAGCAUAUCGUCUAUCUCAAAAUCAUCAAUCGCUUGUUGCUAGUUGUGGCUCCCACUCACCUCGAACUAUGGAGCUGUUUUCAGCAUAAGGUGAGGUUAGGGAAGUACAAGAGAGAUUCGGAUUCAAUUCAAAGGGAGGGGGAGAACUCGCAGGCGGUGUGGAGCCCCGACGCGAAAUUGAUCGCUGUUCUUACUUCUUCAUUUUUUCUUCACAUUUUUAAGGUCCAGAAUUCAGAAAAAAGACUACAACUUGGAGGAAAGCAACCAUCGGGUUUAUUUCUUGCUAACAUUUCUCUACUUCUUAGUGAGGAGGUACCCUUUUCAGAUAAAAACUUAACCAUGAGCAAUAUUGUAUGUGACAAUAAACACAUACUGCUUGGACUUUCAAAUGGGUCUUUACAUCUUAUAUCCUGGAAGGGGGAGUUUUGUGGGGCCUUUCGACUCCAUUCCCAUCCACUUCCUUGCAAUCCAGUUACAGAACCAGUGCAUUCUCUGGAAAAUGGUCCUUGUUCUGAAGGGGCAUUGGUAGCUUUGACAUCUAAUCAUAAUUCUACCAGCAGUUCUGCUGUUAUUCAGCUGGAUCUUGCCUUGUCAUUGAGGUUACUAGUUGUGCUAUAUUCUGAUGGGCAAGUUGCUUUAUGUUCUAUGAGUAAGAAAGGUUUGAAGCAAGCUGAAUCCAUUGAAGCUGAAACGUGGUUGGGUUCGGGAGAUGCUGUCUGCGUCUCAGUAGCAUCAGAUCAACAAAUCCUUGCCAUUGGUACCAGAAGAGGUGUUGUUGAGUUAUAUGACCUGGCAGAACCUGCAUCCCUUUUUCGCACUGUAUCUUUAUAUGACUGGGGAUAUUCUGUAGAAGAUACUGGUCCUGUCAGUUGUAUAGCAUGGACACCUGACAACUCUGCAUUUGCAAUUGGAUGGAAAUUGAGAGGACUUACAGUUUGGUCUGUAUCUGGUUGUCGUUUGAUGUGUACAAUCCGUCAAAUUGGUAUUAGUUCUGUAUCUUCUCCAAUGGUUAAACCAAACCAGGAUUUUAAAUAUGAACCUAUGAUGGGUGGAACCUCACUGUUGCAGUGGGAUGAAUAUGGAUAUAGGCUUUAUGCUAUUGAGGAAGGGUCUUCAGAGAGGAUUCUUUCAUUUUCUUUUGGAAAAUGUUGCCUUAACAGAGGAGUUUCUGGGACAACAUACAGUCGUCAAGUGAUUUAUGGUGAAGAUCGAUUGCUGCUUGUGCAGUCUGAAGAUACUGAUGAACUUAAGAUGCUACAUCUUAACCUUCCAGUUUCUUAUAUCUCCCAAAACUGGCCAGUUUUACAUGUUGUCACUAGCAACGAUGGAAUGUACUUAGCCGUUGCUGGCAUCCAUGGCUUGAUCUUAUAUGAUCUACGUAAUAAAAAAUGGCGUGUUUUUGGAGAUAUUACCCAGGAACAAAAAAUACAGUGUAAAGGGUUGUUAUGGUUGGGGAAAAUUGUUGUUGUUUGUAGUUACAUUGAUUCUUCUAACACUUAUGAAUUGCUCUUUUAUCCAAGAUAUCACCUUGAUCAGAGCUCCUUACUUUGUCGCAAAUCGUUACUUGGCAAGCCAAUGGUCAUGGAUGUCUUUCAAGAUUAUAUGCUUGUAACUUAUCGUCCAUUCGAUGUGCAUAUUUUCCACGUGAAGAUUUCUGGUGAAUUAUCACCUUCUAACACUCCCACUUUAGAGCUUUCUACAGUACGAGAGCUUUCAAUCAUGACUGCAAAGAGCCAUCCUGCUGCGAUGCGCUUCAUUCCAGAUCAGCUUCCAAAAGAAUGCAUCUCGAAGAACCUUCUUUCAUCUUCAUCAGAUUCCUUAGUUAGUCAGCCUUCUAGAUGCCUGGUAUUACGAACAAAUGGGGAACUUUCACUACUUGAUUUGGAUGACGGGCGUGAGCGGGAGCUCACAGAUUCAGUUGAAUUGUUUUGGGUUACUUGUGGUCAAUCUGAUGAGAAAGCAAACCUCAUUGAGGAAGUUGCUUGGUUAGAUUAUGGUCACCGAGGAAUGCAGGUAUGGUAUCCAUCUCCUGGUGUUGAUGCCUUUAAGCAGGAGGAUUUCUUGCAGCUGGACCCUGAGCUGGAAUUUGAUCGUGAGGUCUACCCUCUAGGGCUUCUUUCAAAUGCUGGGAUUGUAGUUGGUGUUUCCCAGAGAAUGUCAUUUUCAGCAUCCACAGAGUUUCCGUGUUUUGAGCCUUCUCCUCAAGCUCAAACUAUUUUGCACUGUCUACUGCGACACCUUCUUCAGAGAGAUAAAAAAGAGGAAGCUUUACGGUUAGCAUGUUUAUCUGCUGAAAAGCCUCAUUUUUCCCACUGUCUGGAGUGGCUACUUUUUACCGUGUUUGAUGCAGAGAUAUCAAGGAAAAAUGCAAACAAGAACCAGAACUCAGUUCCUAAAAAUGCUACAAGUGUCUCUCUUUUGGAGAAGACCUGUGAUUUGAUCAGAAAUUUUCCUGAAUAUCUUGAUGUUGUUGUAAGUGUGGCUAGAAAAACUGAUGGGCGACAUUGGGCAGAUUUGUUUGCUACUGCUGGAAGAUCAACGGAGUUGUUUGAGGAAUGCUUCCAGCGGAGAUGGUACCGCACUGGAGCUUGCUAUAUACUAGUGAUCGCCAAACUUGAAGGACCUGCUGUGAGUCAAUACUGUGCUUUGCGUUUAUUGCAGGCAACACUUGAUGAAUCUUUAUAUGAACUUGCUGGGGAGCUGGUGAGGUUUUUGUUGAGAUCUGGAAGGGAAUAUGAACAUGCAACUUCUGAUUCUGACAAACUGUCUCCCAGAUUUUUGGGUUAUUUCCUUUUCCGCCCCAGUUACAAGAAGCAAUCCUUGGACUCAAGAAGCCCCUCGUUCAAAGAGCAGAGUGCACAUGUUACCUCUGUUAAAAACAUCUUAGAAAACCAUGCAAGCUACCUCAUGUCAGGAAAAGAACUUUCCAAGCUUGUUGCAUUUGUAAAAGGCACGCAGUUUGAUCUAGUGGAAUAUCUUCAGCGGGAGCGUUAUGGAUCUGCUCGCUUAGAGAGUUUUGCUUCAGGUCUUGAGCUAAUUGGGCAAAAGCUUCAAAUGUGCAAUUUGCAGAGCCGAUUAGAUGCAGAAUUCCUUUUGGCACAUAUGUGCUCUGUCAAGUUCAAAGAGUGGAUAGUCAUCCUGGCUACCCUUUUAAGACGUUCAGAGGUUCUUUUUGAUCUUUUCCGGCAUGAUAUGCAAUUAUGGAAAGCAUACUUGACAACGCUACAGUCGCAACCUGCAUUUUCCGAAUAUCAUGAUUUGCUGAAAGUGUUAGAAGAAGAACUCUCAUCUGUGCCAAGAUCCGAGGAGAAAUAACUGGAGAUAUGGGACACACAGAUUGUAAACCAAUCAUUAUUUUGGACAAUGGGUUGGCUGUUGCUGAUGUGAAUUUUCAAGAUGGAUCAUCGCCUCUGCCAAAUAGGGUGGGACCAUCAGUAAUGAUUUUGGAGCCCAAAAGAUUUUAUAGCAGAUGCCAAUUGUGUAAAUAGCUUCAUACAAAGACGCAAAGGACCUACUCAGCCGGAAGAUGGUUUUGGCCCAAUACCAUGGAAAAUUUCUUGGUCACCAUUAUCAUUGGUGUUGGACCUAUGUUCCUGUUUCUGCAGAGUGUCUGAAUUGGUAACUUUUUUAACAAGGUAGAUGAGCCUGCUUUCGCAGGAGUUGUUUUGGUCCAAAUUUAUGUUUAUGCAUUGUGUCCUUUUUUUGUUGGAGAGCCUAAUUAGUCAGUUGCAUAGGAUAAUAGUCACAUUGGAUGUUGUAUAUAUAAAUGUAUGCUUCUGCUUUAAGGGUGUUGAU
Telopea speciosissima is the source of this 4009-nucleotide messenger RNA. Its product is annotated as guanine nucleotide exchange factor subunit RIC1-like. Gene Ontology annotation, molecular function: protein binding. The record is from RefSeq and is a predicted model, not a curated record. Lineage: Eukaryota; Viridiplantae; Streptophyta; Magnoliopsida; Proteales; Proteaceae. The coding region runs from base 152 to 3529 and encodes 1125 amino acids. Gene Ontology annotation, cellular component: Ric1-Rgp1 guanyl-nucleotide exchange factor complex; cytosol; Golgi membrane. The transcript has 23 exons. Gene Ontology annotation, biological process: retrograde transport, endosome to Golgi; intracellular protein transport.